Messenger RNA from Amborella trichopoda, 1032 nucleotides. The record is from RefSeq and is a predicted model, not a curated record. Lineage: Eukaryota; Viridiplantae; Streptophyta; Magnoliopsida; Amborellales; Amborellaceae.
AUGAAGCUUGAAGACUAUGGCCUGAUCGACUUAGAUAUAAUAUUUGUCAUAAAUACAACAAAGCAAUGGGAAGUGGAGGAUGAGAAGCUAAAGUUGUGUAAGAGAGCAUUCCUUGAGGCUAUCGGCGAGGUAGUGAAGAGCAUGAAAGAAGAAGCAUCCCACCAACAAAUCCAUAAUUUGUUGGAUAUGUUGGUGGUGUUGCACCUAUUGAGGGAGAGUGGGAAUGGGAUUUGUUUAGGGCUGAACCUCUCGAGCCAAGGAAACGGUGGGAAUAGGAGACAUGGAAACAGUGCCCACGGGAUUCAGAAGCCUGCAUGGUUAGAGGCUCUGAACUCUCAGAAAUUCUUUGUGGGUUGCUCAGCUCAUGAGAGUGCAAAGAAGAACGAGAAGAACAUUUUCUGCUUGGAUUGCUGUACCAGCAUUUGCCCCCACUGCUUGCCUGCGCACCGAGCACACCGAUUGGUGCAGGUCCGGCGCUAUGUCUACCAUGAUGUUGUGAGGCUUGAAGACUUGGAGAAGCUCAUAGAUUGCUCCAAUGUUCAGGCCUAUACCAUUAACAGUGCAAAAGUGGUGUUCAUCAAGAAACGCCCUCAGAAUCGGCAAUUCAAGGGUUCUGGUAAUGUCUGCACUAACUGUGAUAGGACCCUACAAGAACCAUACAUUCAUUGCUCUCUUGGUUGCAAGGUGGACUUUGUAUUGAAGCAUAACAAGGACCUCACAGCCUACUUAAGGACUUGCAAAACGUUGCAAUUAAGCCCUGAUUUCUUGGUCCCUCAUGAUGCUAUGGAAGAGGAGAUGAGCGAGACACCACAUUCUGUGAUGGACUGUGAUGAAGCCAUGGGAUUGUCUUCGGGCUCUUCAGGUUGCGACAAUAACCUCGCCUUCGCUUGCACUGCUACCACCGAUUUAGUUCGAAAGAAGAGAACUGGAAGCUACUAUGUGUGCGCAAGAUCGGCCAAUGUGGAGAACGAGGACAUGGUGGUUACCAUGAGCAGAAGAAAGGGGAUCCCACAUAGGUCUCCCCUAUGUUAA